This is a messenger RNA of Cryptosporidium muris RN66, 1971 nucleotides long. Its product is annotated as F-box domain-containing protein. The coding region runs from base 1 to 1971 and encodes 656 amino acids. NCBI's taxonomy places the organism in Eukaryota, Apicomplexa, Conoidasida, Eucoccidiorida, Cryptosporidiidae. The record is from RefSeq and is a predicted model, not a curated record. The transcript has a single exon. Gene Ontology annotation, molecular function: protein binding.
AUGAUUAAUAAAGAGAUAAAUUUCUCUAACAUUCCUUCAGACAUUUUAGGUCAUAUAUUUGCAUACUCUGGAUUUAAAUCUUUCUUAAGAUGUCAAGAAACUUGUCAGAAUCUACUGCAUAGUUGCUCCGGCCUAAAGACGGUCUGGACAUAUUUUGGUAUAAAGAGAGGAAUUAUAGAAGAUGGAUUUUGUGAUAGGGAAAUGUUUAUAGAAAGAGCAUUGGAAAUAUUUCGUUGGAAAAAUAAGAUACCUAUUCAUAUUUGGAACUAUCCAGUUUUGGAUUCUACACAAAGAUUUGGUACUUCUACAAAAGAAUCAGGUAGUAUAUUUACAAAGGAUAAUGUUUGGCAAAAUAUUCAAAAUCUGAUACCUCGAGGUUGCUCAUUUUCAAUCCCAACAAUUCAUAUAAUCAAAGGUUUAAUGUAUAAUAUAGAAUAUCCUAUUGAAUCUUUUUAUACUAGUAAUUCAAAUUCUACAGUAAGAUUGGAAUAUAAGAGUAUUGGAUUUUCAAAAGUGAAUGUUAUUAGUUGGUGCAGAUGCUCUAAAAAAAGUGAAAUUCAAUAUAUUUUAGUUAUUGGAAGAGAUAUAGAUAGUGAAAGAUGUAAAGUUCAUGAAAAUAAAUCUUCCAAUUCCCAUAAUGCCAGUAACAACUUUUUACUUAGAUCUGAUUCACCAAAUUUUAUUGAAAGAUCUUACUUAUUAAAAUUAUGGCAAUUUAAUAAUUCACUAAUUGAAGAUGGUACAAUAAAAAUAUCUACAAGUUUUAGUAUUGGUGAUCAUGGAGAAAUAAUAGCAGUAGAUAGUUUAGAAUGGAAUAAUGCAAUAUUCUUUGGAGUAGUUACUAACUAUGGAGGAGUAUAUCUAAUAUCCCUUCCAUUAGAUAGUAAACACAAAUUAUCUUCUUGUAAUGUAACUCAAUAUAAUAUUAAUGAACAGAGGGAUCUAUCAAAAUCAUCAAUACAAUUAUUUGCAAAGUCUAUACAAGGAGAAAGUAAAUUGAAAGUGUGGAUAGCAUCUUGUCUAUCAAAUUAUGGUUCUAAGCUAAAUUUUAUUUCAAUAAUAACUAAUUCCUCAAAUUUUAUGUUGUGUGAAUAUAUAAAAACAAUUUUAUCUAAUGAUAUGCGAACUUUAGGUUGUUGCAUGGCACCAAGUGUUGGUAUAUUUUUUAUAUGGUCAGCUUAUCCAAGAUGUUUUACUACUUAUUUCACUGUAAAUAUCAAAUUAUAUCAUGAUUUAUUUAAUAGAGAUAAUAUAAAUAUGAAUAAUUCUGGAACUAAUAAUGUUAACUCUUCUCAUAAUCCAAGUUUUGAUCAUAGUGAAUUGUGUUACUUAUCUACAUCUAGUUUCUCAAACUCAGUAAAUCCACUAAAUGAAAUAACAAACAGCUAUAGCCUUGUUCCAAAAUUAGCAAAAGUUCUUUACGAAGAUAAGAGUAGUCAUACAGCAACAUUUUGUGUUACUCUUGGAAGGGAUUUAUUACUAAGGCGUGCAUAUUGGAUAUAUAAUGAAAAUAAUACUUCUAUUGAAUGUUAUGUAAUUGAUUUAUGCCAAUUUAAAGGUCAUAAUCAUGAGAUAUAUUCUUUGAGUUUUGAUGGGAACCGUAGAAUCGCUACACUUGAUAUUGGGAAUUACUUAGUAGUGUGGGAUUUAUUUUACCAAAAGAAGCUUUUUGGAUGUUUUAUUGAGGAUGACGUAUUUGGCUAUGCAUCCGAUGAUGAGGAAGAUUAUUCUGAUGAGUUUGAAGAUGAAUAUGAUGAUGGAAUUGAUCUUCAUAUUAGUAAGAAAAGUAGGAUAAAGGCUAAAGGAAAAAAAUUAAAAGCCAAAGCGAAACAUCAAAUAUAUAACAAAUCUCAAGGGCCUAAUUUACAGUGUAGAAAUAUUCUAAAUCUCUAUAUAACAUCAGAAAUGAUAGCAUUUUGGUCGCCUAUUAAGCAGAGGUGGUAUCAAUUAAUAUUUGGUACUGGUAAAUAA